Messenger RNA from Cladocopium goreaui, 1955 nucleotides. The record is from the annotation of a GenBank genome assembly. Lineage: Eukaryota; Dinophyceae; Suessiales; Symbiodiniaceae.
GUACCUCCGAGCUUGGCUGGCGUUUCUUCACUGCUUGCGGCUUGGAGCGGAAUGUGCACUGGUGGCGCUAUGACUUUGACACAUGGCAUGGUGCGCAGGGGAGACCUGAAGCCUUAGCCCUGCCCAGUCUGACCGCCCUUGGAGCCGACGCCCGGCGCAUCCUGGUGCUGGGCGGAGUCUCCGGUGGUGGAGUGAUCAACUCGUUCCUUCAGAGCAGCGAUGUGGAAGAAGUGCUGUGGGUUAGUGAGAUGAGAAGUGUCAUCAAAGCUGCUGCGCGCUGCGUGCCAUCGCUCAGUUGGUUGGCUCGUCCUGAGCCCAGGCUUCGAGUGGUGCACCUUGACACCCAGGAGUUCUUGCGCUCGGCAGCUGUCAAUGCUGGAUACUUUGACAUCGUGGUUCAGGACACCCUGUCCCUCUACAGAGACGAGAAGCGCGAGCGCUCCCAUUGGAGCGAUGUCACUGACUACUUCGCAGCAUCGCGCCUGGAGGUCAUUCAGCAGCUGCUCUCCCCAAGAGGUCUGCUCGUUGCCACAGCGGGAUACCUGACAACCCCAAGAUCCCUUCGUGUUGCCUAUGACGCCUUGGCUCCUUAUUUCAAGCUCCGUUCCUGGGACCUGGGCGCUGGUGUGGCCAUAGGUCAACCUUUGCAGUUCGCUGCCCCAGAUACGGCGCAUGCCACGGGGGUUACCAUUGCCUUCAUUGCCGGUGGGGACGAGGGCACCACGCAGAUGAAUCAAAGCUGGUGGCGUGCCCAAAGUAUUGAGACUUGUUUCUACACUGAGGAGAUGCACGCAGCUUUGCUGGCGCCUAGCAAGACCUUGAUGAAGAUCCUUGGUUUGGGAUCAGCGCCGCCCAAUGUGAAUGACCUGCCACGGUGCACCUGUGCCUAUGAGGACGCGUGGAACAAGGAAGGGCUCCUAUUUGCCCGACAGAGCAAGUUCCAAAAGCUGAAAGUGAAGAAUGAGAAACCAUCUGAAGAUAGCAGUGGAUGUACCGCUUUAUUCUUAGAUGAUGAGCUUCAAGAGACUGAUGUCUAUGGGGAUUUCUACCACGAGGCUAUGGUGCAUGUGGCCAUGGCCCAAUUGGGACCAAAUGCACAGCGGGUGCUGUUGCUGGGAGGUGGCGAUGGCGGUGCCGCCAGCCUGGCGUUGAAGUACCCGGAGGUUGAAGUGCUGCAGGUGGAAAUCGAUGAGAUGGUCAUUGAAACGUCUCAGCGCUUUUUCCAGAGCUUUUCCUCUGCUUUUGGGCACCCUCGUCACAAGCUGAUAGUGGCUGAUGCAGUACGUUGGGUGGAGCAAAAUUGGCGAGAAAUGCAACAGACCUUUGACCUUUGCAUUAUCGACUCCACUGAUGAGCCCUUGGCCAGCGUAUGGAGCGGCAAGUUUUACAAGCACUUAAAAUCAAUGCUUAAAGCCCAUGGCGCCGUGGUACAGAAUGUUGGCAACCAGUUGGACACUCUGGCGGAGUUCCGUGCCUGGCACCUGCCGCUGUUCCGGCAGCGUCGUUUGAUCAACUGCCUGACGCCGGACUAUGAGUCCCCAUACUUCCUGGCGUUUCUGGCAGAUGUGGAGAUCAAUCCGGUGAACUGGACAUGGUGGACUUCCUUGAACAUCUCCACCAUCUACUACCACCCCGGUCUACAUGACGCGUUGCUGGCCAUUCCGAAGGAAACCAUCGAUUCUUACGUGGAUGGCAAAGAGUGGGUGCCCCAUGAUGCCGUGUAUUCCAAGCAGCACUUUGGCGCAGCUGUAAGCCAGUCAAGAUCACCAAGAUCAGGCUUUCAUAUUGGCUGUGCGUGUUUUCAUCGUGCAUUGGCUGUGCAUCAGUUGGGUAAGCCCCAGCUACAGCACCUGCGCCCUGUGAAGGUGACCUUUGAUUUCUUGGACAAGCAGUAUGGAUAUCGUCAUCCCGCCCGAGUCGGUAUCUCGAAUCUCCUGCGGCUGCAGCGCGGAUGA